This is a messenger RNA of Talaromyces amestolkiae, 1500 nucleotides long. RefSeq lists its product as uncharacterized. Gene Ontology annotation, molecular function: sphingomyelin phosphodiesterase activity. Gene Ontology annotation, cellular component: cytoplasm. Lineage: Eukaryota; Fungi; Ascomycota; Eurotiomycetes; Eurotiales; Trichocomaceae. The transcript has a single exon. The record is from RefSeq and is a predicted model, not a curated record. The coding region runs from base 1 to 1500 and encodes 499 amino acids.
AUGGCGACAGACGACAGCACCUCGCCCACCCGCAUCCGCAUCCUCACCCUCAAUUGCUGGGGUCUCAAGUACCUCUCCAAAUUCCGUCAUGAGCGCAUGUCAGAAAUCGGCCGCCAAAUCGCCAUCGCCGAGGAUCCUCCCCAAAUCGUCGGUCUACAGGAAUGCUGGACUCAGCAAGACUACAAGAGUAUUCGCAAGCAAACCAAACACUUGCUGCCAUACGGCAAAUUCUAUUAUAGUGGAGUGUUUGGCGGCGGACUAGCGAUUCUCUCCAAAUGGCCGAUUGAGGAGAGUAGUAUGUUCGCAUACCCGCUCAAUGGACGUCCGACGGCGUUUUUCCGGGGUGAUUGGUAUGUCGGAAAGGGAGUUGCGUGUGCGCGAAUACGUAUGGGACCGAGAGCAGAUGAUAUUGCAGAAGUAUUUUGUACGCAUUUACAUGCGCCGUACGAGAAGGAGCCGCACGAUUCAUAUCUCUGUCAUCGAACCGCGCAGGCAUGGGAAAUCUCCAAGUUGAUGCGCAAAGCUACAGAAAGAGGCCACUUAGCGAUUGGAUUGGGCGAUUUUAAUAUGGUGCCCAUGUCGUUUGCGCAUCGGUUGAUUACAGCUCAUGCUCCAGUCAAAGAUGUAUGGCAACAUUUACAUCCGGACUCAUCCGUAGGAGCCGCAGAUUCAGCCGCGGAGAAGAAACGAGGUAAACCUAUUCCAUCGGCGGAUUUCAAUAUAUCCGAGAAUGGUGCUGCGAGUGAUGGUCCUUUCAAUACGUGGCGCUGGUCGAAGGAGCAACAGAAGCGACUGUUCAAGGGCGACGAUACUUUCAUUGAUGGAAGUCAACCAGACCCUAAAGGUCGUCGAUUGGAUUAUAUAUUUGUUGGAGACGGUGAAUAUCCACCAUCCUUUCCCACAGCUCGAUGGAAUAUCGAGGCCGCCUGGGUGACCAUGAUGCAACGCCAUCCUACGCUCAAGGUCUCGCUUAGUGACCACUUCGGCAUCGAAACGGUCAUUACACGCAAUCUUGGUCAGACCAUCACAACUUCACCAGAGUCGGAGAAGCGUCAAACAGAGUCCAAUAAUACCAACGAUGAUGGCCUCGCCAUUCACUCCUCGUCCCAGCUGCACCCGACAUCCGCACCCAGCUCCGCGCUCACAGUCGAAACAUACGACGAGAUCCUCGCCAUGGUGGAUACCUACGAGCUCCGCGAACGCUCCCAACGCCGCUGGCGCUUGGCGCAUUUCAUAAUCUCCAUUCUCGUCUCCAUCGGUUGCUUCGUCGGCGUAUGGUGGACAUCUGAUGUGAUAUACGUCGCUUUCAUUCUCACCUUUGUGAGUACUUUGAACUUUGGAGCUGGCAUCUUAGAUGGAUUGAUUGGUGGAUUGUUCAUGUCGGCUGAGUUGCGAGCGCUUAAGGAGUUUAAGUGGGAGGUUCGGACGGCGAGAAGGCUGGCCAGUGUUGCCGCUGGGAAUAGCAAGGAUGCGUUAGGGGACGAGGACGAGGACCUAUAG